AUGGUCAUCCUCUCUCACCAUUGACAUCGAGAUACCAUCCAAAACUUGGUCUUUGAACAGAAGAACAAUUGUCGCAUUAACCAACCAAACGAUCUUAGCGUUCAUGGGAAAAGAGAUCAAGAUGUCGAAAAAGCACGCGACCGACUUCGAAAAGAUCAUCCACGCCGAUCGAAACCGCAAGCAGAAGGAGGCUCUCGCAGCCAGGAUAUUCAGCCGGGACAGGCGAUCCAGCGCCCCAGGCAAAGGCUCAGGCCUGUCUUCGCCCUCCGCGGCCGCUGGCUCCCUUGCUAGCCGCGUAGGAGUGAAAAAGAAUCGCGCAUCUUCCGGAGCAGUCAAGCCCGGCGAUGUCAAUGGUAUCUGGUUCCAUGACCUGCAUGGCUCCUCCACCGACGCAGCGAAGCCGGCCGCGGGCUCACUAGCCAGUCGCAUAUCCACCCCCGGAGGCGGACCGGCCGUGCCCAAGGGCCCCAAGCGCCAGCAGCAGCAGCAGCAACAGCAGCAGCAACAGCGCGCCUCGAAGCUCUCACACGCCCUCUCCAGGGAUCAAGCAAAAGCGCCAGCUCAGCAACAGGCCACCGUAAGGAACAGUGGCAUAUCCAUACGCGGGCUUGCUGGUCCGCCAGUCGUCAUGGCCCAGAACUUUGCGCCCGGCACAACAGCCGCCGACAUCGAGAGUGCCUUCACGCCAUGCGGCGGCAUCGUCACGAGCUGUCGCUUGUUAAAGACGAGCCCCAUCAUUAUCGCCGAGAUAGUUUUCGAGGACCCCAACGGCGCGCAACGUGUGAUUGAUCAGUUCAACAACCAGACGGCCGACGGCCGUCUCUUGAGGGUGUACCCUAAAGUUGGCGGCGGUGCCGUCACGCAGCCAAUCGUCUCCAGGCCUGAGCCUCUGCUAAACGGGAGCGGGAACAUCAUAGAUGGUUCGCACGGCUUCUCGGGUGGUGACUACGAUACCGGAAUGGAUGUCGACGGAGGUGGUGGAAGCGAGAGGAAGCUCUACAGCGACUCUUUGCUGCCUCGAAAUGACAAGUCCGGCCAGCCAAACCACACGCAAUACGACUCACGCUCGGAGGCAUGUAGUCUCGUCCAGGAGACGCAGGAUUCGCGUGCCCAUUGGGAUGGAGGUCCAGAUAACGGAUAUGUAGACGAGAGGGCACAAUGGGACGGCCACUCACAGCAGCAUGCGCGGAGCCCGCGUCGCGGCGAUUCACCGACGCAGCAUCUGCGAUACCACAAUGACAACAGACACAACCACUAUCAAGCGGACUAUAGCGGCAAUGAGGAUCAGUCUUAUUACGGCAGCGAUUCGCGUCGUGCCUACCGCACUGGUUUUUCACCUCGCCGGGAUACGUCACGGUACUAA
This is a messenger RNA of Pyricularia grisea, 1363 nucleotides long. RefSeq lists its product as uncharacterized. The transcript has 4 exons. The record is from RefSeq and is a predicted model, not a curated record. The coding region runs from base 104 to 1363 and encodes 419 amino acids. Gene Ontology annotation, molecular function: RNA binding. Lineage: Eukaryota; Fungi; Ascomycota; Sordariomycetes; Magnaporthales; Pyriculariaceae.